Anneissia japonica is the source of this 2461-nucleotide messenger RNA. RefSeq lists its product as uncharacterized. Gene Ontology annotation, molecular function: nucleic acid binding. The transcript has 2 exons. Bases 69 to 2339 code for a protein of 756 amino acids. NCBI's taxonomy places the organism in Eukaryota, Metazoa, Echinodermata, Crinoidea, Comatulida, Comatulidae. Gene Ontology annotation, biological process: DNA integration. The record is from RefSeq and is a predicted model, not a curated record.
UUUCAGUCUCCAGUUCAAUUUUUGACCCAUUAGGUCUGGUAGCACCAGUCACCGUUGAAGGUAAAAUUAUGCUGAGAGAGUUAAUGAAAAAUACUAAGCAUGGUAACAAAACCUCCCAAAACUGUUGGGAUUCCCCACUUCCUGAAAGAUACCUCUCUAAAUGGAUUGGAUGGAAAGAUUCCUUAUAUGAACUACAGAAUAUACAACUCCCAAGAUGUUACCAACCUCCCAACUUUGGUCCAAUCAGAAGAAGAGAAAUUCAUGUGUUCUCAGACGCUAGCGAUGUAGCCAUUGGAGCAGUAGCUUAUCUACGACAGAUAAACAAUGAUGGUGAACCACAUGUAGCCUUCCUCAAAGGUAAAUCAAAACUGACACCAAAGCAUGCAGUCUCCAUACCACGGUUGGAACUCUGUGCCGCAGUGUUGGCAACAAAUAUAGUAGAGAACAUCAAAGCAGGAAUCGAAAAUAGAAUGCCGGUGGAUAGCAUCAUGUACUACACAGACAGCAAAGUUGUCCUUGGUUAUAUUUCUAACGAAUCAAAACGGUUUCAUGUCUAUGUUGCUAACAGAGUACACAGAAUUCACAGUGUAUCUGAUCGAACACAGUGGUGUCAUAUUGAUACGGACCAUAACCCUGCAGACAUGGCCUCUCGAUCUACUAGAGCUGACCGCCUCAUGGAUACUACGUGGUUCACAGGGCCAGACUUCCUAUGGGAAACAAAACUUAUAACAACAAACAGACAACUUACUUCAACAGUCAAGGAAAUCGACGAAGGUGAUCCAGAGGUUCGAAAGCAAAUCAAAAUCCUUAAAACAGAUGCCCAAGCUCACACGCACUUUCAAAACAGAUUCUGUCAUUUUUCUAGAUGGCUUGUCUUACGUAGAGCUAUCGCUAUCCUAAUAACUAGGGCCAGACACCUUAAACUGAAGACAAAUGGAACAUUGCAUAACAACCGAGCUGACACUAGCAUUCUUACAAUAGACAAACUGAAGGCUGCUGACAUUAUCAUAUUCAAGGCUGUACAAGAGACAUUUACCGACGAGCAAAUUAAGUCACCAAACGGUCCCCUAUGUAAACUUAACCCGUUCAAAGAUGAAAAUGGUAUCCUCCGGGUUGGAGGAAGGCUACGAAGGUCCGAUCUUGACCUCGGAGGCAGACACCCAAUACUCCUCCCUAAAGACAACCAUGUCUCCAGACUGAUUGCCGAAUAUUUUCAUGAACAAGUCCAACACCAAGGCCGUCUGUUAACGGCAGCAGCCUUACGAUCCGGGGGAAUAUGGAUCAUCGGAGCACACAAUCUGGUGAGAAGUAUAAUUAACAAAUGCAACAUCUGUAAGAGAUUAAGAGGCCAACCUGUCACUCAACAGAUGGCAGACUUACCCAAGGACAGACUUGAAUCCGUUCCCCCGUUUACAAAUGUUGGUAUAGAUGUAUUCGGACCAUGGCAAGUAGUAACCAGGAAGACUAGAGGAGGUGCAGCUGAAUCGAAAAGAUGGGCAGUUCUUUUUACCUGUCUUAGUAGCAGAGCUGUCCACAUAGAAGUUAUAAACAGUAUGGACACAUCUUCAUUCAUAAUGUCUUUAAGAAGAUUUACGGCUAUAAGGGGCCCAGUGGCAAGAAUUAGAUGCGACCAAGGUACCAACUUUGUUGGCGCUAGAGGGGAAUUCCAAACUAUAUUGAACGACCAAAACGUUACCAAGUUCCUAGUCUCCCAAAACUGCGAGUGGAUUUUCAAUCCACCACACGCAUCACAUUUUGGAGGAGUGUGGGAAAGGCAGAUUGGCAUUAUACGGCGCAUUCUGGACACCAUGUUUCAGAAGCUCGGCAAACAUCAACUUACUGACGAAGUGCUUAGGACAUUCAUGGCCGAAGCAUGUGCUGUCGUUAAUUCCCAUCCAAUUACUACAUUAUCUACAGAUCCGAACGAUCCAUUGGCUCUAAAUCCUACCAUGCUGCUGACCCAAAAGACCUCUCCACUACAGACACCUCCCGGGAAAUUUGUGAAAGAAGAUUUGUACGGACGUAAAAGAUGGCGCCAUGUUCAGUAUCUCGCUGAUCAGUUUUGGAUACGCUGGAGAAAAGAAUAUCUUCAGAACCUACAAUACAGGCAGAAAUGGUUACAACCCAAACCGAACAUUUCAGCAGGCGAUGUUGUAAUUCUGAAACAAAAGGAUGUCCCGAGAUACAGUUGGCCACUCGCCCGUGUGAAGAAAACCCUUCCGAGUGAAGAUGGAAGAGUUCGUAAGGUAGAGGUGUUGGUAUGUUCUGAAGGAACAAGACGGACAUUUCUCAGACCAGUUUCAGAAUUGAUUCUUAUUGAAAAGACAUCUGAAAAUUAAUGAAUUUAGAAUUCCAACCUUUUAAUAAAAGUAUACGUUUCAGUAUACGUUUUAGGCGGGGAGUGUAGUGGAUUCUCUAUGUAGUUAUAUGAGGUACUGUGUUACUAUGGUAGCUUACUAUG